This is a messenger RNA of Sphenostylis stenocarpa, 957 nucleotides long. The record is from the annotation of a GenBank genome assembly. NCBI's taxonomy places the organism in Eukaryota, Viridiplantae, Streptophyta, Magnoliopsida, Fabales, Fabaceae.
AUGGAAGAUGUGAAUCGCACCCCAAGAGAAGCAAAGGAUUACUAUUCUAGAUCAAUAUGGUUGUCAGAAACUGCGCAGGCAUUUGGGGAUCUUAAGAGAAGUGACAGAAAUGGAGUUAAUGGCUUUCAUUUUACUGCUGGUAGAGAUUCCUUCGUCUAUAACUCCCAAGAAAUUAUGACUCCCGAAAUUUCUGGAGCAUUUGAAGAAAUCAAAAGUGUAAUUAGUUCCAGAAAUGGAGUUAAUGAUGAGGUUGUUGGCCAAGAAAACGGUGAAUAUGACCGCUAUUCUAUGCAAACGUUGUCCACAGAAAUCGUGGAAAUAGUUGAGGAUGGCAAGAGCAUAACAAAGGACAAAGAUAGAAGGGUUGAUGAUCUUUAUGUUGCUGUUGGCAAAGAUGACUUGGAUGUAGUGAAAUGGGCUCUUGAGCAUGCUGUUUCUCCCGGUUCCCGGAUUUUUCUUAUUCACGUCUCUUCUCCAAUAACAUCGAUUCCUACGCCAGUUGGAAGGUUUGAAAGAAGUAAACUGACUCCACAACAAGUGAGACUAUACGUGAAUGAAGUGAACAUCAAGAGGAAGGAUCUUUUGCAGAAGUACAUUCAGAUGAGUAAUGAAGCCAAGGUAACUGCUGAAACGUUGCUUCUGGAGAGCAAUGAUACAGGAAAAGCAAUUCUGGAUCUCGUCUCCAUUCUUAACAUAACCAACCUUGUCAUUGGAAUCAAAAAGCUACCCUAUACACGGCGCAACCACAAAUUGAGCAAAGGAGAGUUCGUAAAGAAACAUGCACCGAAUGCCUGUGAAGUUACCUUGGUUUAUAACGGAGAGGUGUUUGUGUCUGAUCCUUACAUGGAUGGCUUGGUAUCCUAUGGCCAAGCAUCACACAGUAAAAGUCACUACAAAAACAACUUCUUUCAAUGCAUGUGCUUUUCAGGGUGCAUGAAAGAAGACAAUGAUAGCUAG